This is a messenger RNA of Pungitius pungitius (ninespine stickleback), 1602 nucleotides long. RefSeq names its product homeobox protein SEBOX. Bases 394 to 1230 code for a protein of 278 amino acids. The record is from RefSeq and is a predicted model, not a curated record. Gene Ontology annotation, molecular function: DNA binding. The transcript is spliced from 2 exons. NCBI's taxonomy places the organism in Eukaryota, Metazoa, Chordata, Actinopteri, Perciformes, Gasterosteidae.
AGAAGAGCAGGACCACUGCAAAGGUGAGGAGACCUGCAGAUGAUGGUUGAUGACUCAAGUUAUUUCAUUAAUGCAGGAACUUAACUCAUCUUAUUAAGGAAAUAACUUCAGUUACGUAAUUAAGUAAAUUAAGUUACUUCAUUAAUCUCCUAAAUUACUCCAAAAAAAUGACCAUUUAAAUCAAAUCAAAUAAAAAUGAAUUUGAGCCAAAGCUUUGUAGUUUACACAUUUAUAAUUUUGUAAUUGCACUCUCUAAUAUAAUGAAUGUUCUUGCUUAUGAAUAAAUGUUUGAUCCAUUAUUAGUAAUGUAAUCUAAUCCCUGUUGUUGCAGGCGGCCGCAGGGACAGCGCGGCGUCCUCUCCCGAACCGGACCGAGCCGCCGCCUUCGGCCCGAUGGAGGGCCAGAGGAAGAGGAAGAGGACCAUCUUCAGCCGGGCCCAGCUCACCGAGCUGGAGCAGGCCUUCGCUGUGACCCCCUACCCGGACAUCACCCUGAGGGAGAGGCUGGCGGCGCACACACACCUGCCCGAGAGCAAGAUACAGGUGUGGUUCCAGAACAGAAGAGCCAGAAGUAUCAAGACGGUGAGACUCCCAAAGUCCCCCCAGCCCGCCCUGGGAGGGAGUGGGGGGGCCGACCCCCCCACCGGGCCGGUGGCCGCUGCUUUCCUGUCCUCGACCACCCUGGCGGACAUCUUCAGACCGGAGCAGAACCACUCCUGCGAGGACGUCCCGCAGAUCUACUCCGACUGGUUCCACAUCUACAGCAACCCCGUCUCCUCGCCGGCCCCCUCCUCCUCGUCUCUGCAGCCCGCGCCGGGCCCCUCAAAGCCCUCGGAGCCUUGUCUCUGGGAGGAGCACCACCAGCACCACCAGCACCACCAGCACCACCAGCACCUGGGGCCGCCGCUCCCCGGGUUCCUUCCCGGUUCCUUCCCUCCGCCCCACCACUCGGCCUCGGCUCGGCCCUACCAGGCCUUCAGGAACUUCAAACCCCAGAGCGCGCAUCCUCCCGCCGGGGUCCACCAGGCCGCGUGCGGAGGCGGCGCCGCAGGUGGAGGUCACACCUCUGUGGACCAGGUGGUUCCCUCCCACCCUCAGCCGGUGUACUGGGAGGUGGCCCACGCCCAGGGGCACCAUCACCACCCGCAAAUGGGGCCGCAGACCUCCAUGGGCUACAUCUCGGACCUGAUCUACAACGCCGCCAUCGUCACCAACUUCCUGGAGUUCUGAUGGGUCCAGAUGUGGAACUCGUCAGUGGCCACAGACUCUUCCCCUCCCACAUGUGUGCUGCUCCUCAAACAUCUGUCCUGCAGUGGUUCCUGGCUUUGUGCGUCCCCCUUUGUGUUUCGGUUUCAUUGAUCAGCUCCGAUAAAACGAGCAUUAAUGGACCAUCUGUAGACCUUUUUAAACACUCUUACUUCUUUUUAAUAAUCCAUAAAAAUCUGUAAGUAUUUAAAAAUACGUGUAAAUAUGUAUAAUUGUGGUGCUUAUUUUGCUUGUUUAAAACCAACAUUUUGGACGUCAUGCAGCUAAGAAUCUGCCAACAUUCUGUUUAGAUGAGAAUUGGCUUCAGUGUGUGAAGCCCAAACAUUCCACAAAGUA